Messenger RNA from Pocillopora verrucosa, 3176 nucleotides. RefSeq lists its product as uncharacterized. Gene Ontology annotation, molecular function: protein binding. The record is from RefSeq and is a predicted model, not a curated record. Lineage: Eukaryota; Metazoa; Cnidaria; Anthozoa; Scleractinia; Pocilloporidae. Gene Ontology annotation, cellular component: nucleoplasm.
GAAAGGAACAAAGAACAACAGAGCGAAAGCGAGUUUCUUAGUCAAUCAUCAACUUAUUAUACAUUUUUAGCUGUGAAGCUGCCAGGAGACGCGAAAUUAAAAGGAAGACGGAUUCAUGCACAAUCCAUCAGCGCUAUAACAUGGCCGCUCAGAGGAAUCAAUUUUCCAAAUGUUUAAUAGGAAUCCCAACUUCUCCGAGUACACCCAGCAACACGAUUUUGACAGAAUCAGGACAUUUGCACAUCACGCCUCAGGACGCGAUUGACUCAGAGCUAGAACCAAAUACUCCGUUCAAAGAUCCCAUAAACUCCUACAAAAAGAAAUCAGGAAAACUUGUUUCAAAACGAAAACUUUUUAUGCAAAGUGGCCAAAAUUCUCCUGUGAACAAAGCAAGAAGACAGGCUACAACAAAGACUCCAAAGACUUCUCCUAUAAUCUCACUUCCUACAGACAGCUCUAGACCUAAUUUUCCAUUGACAGAACGUCAACAGUUGCAAUAUCUCCUCGAAGUAACAGCCAGAGAAGCAAAACAAGAUUUUGAAACUGGUAGCAACAGCAGUGAUGAGCUGCCAAUUCUUUACAACAGGACAAAUGCUAAGAAAGAUGUGAGCAAGGAAAAUCAAAUUGAGACACGGAUACGAAAGAGGAAUGUGCGUGGAGAAACAGCAUUGCAUGUUGCAGCAAUAAGAGGAGACUUGGAGGAUGUUGUUGCCUUGAUAAAAGCUGGAGCAUUGGUAAAUGCCAAGGAUAAUGCUGGGUGGACACCCCUCCAUGAAGCUUGUAACUGUGGUAACCUAAGUAUUGUCCAGGAAUUAGUCCAGAGCGGUGCAGAAGUGAACAGUCCAGGUUACACAGCUAUUACACCAUUGCACGAUGCUGUAAUUAACGACCAUGUGGAGGUGGUUAAGUAUCUUUUGGAGAAUGGGGCAGAUCCUAUGCUCCAAACAUCUCAAAACUACAAUACAUUCACCUUAGCAAGAUCUGAAGAAGUUCGCUACUUGCUGAAUCCAGAAGAAAGAAACAGAGAUGUAUACUCUGUGGAGUUCCAAGAAAAUAUUGCCUAUGCACAACACAGGGAUCCUAACUUCAGUAUACCAGAAAUCAAAAUCAAUGGAUCGAAUAAUCCUUACACUCAAAGAAACAAUGGAGAGGAUGUAUUAGUUGAUGAGAUGGAAAUGCAAGACUCUAAAGUGCUGUUGUCCCAAAGUGUUUCAGUUCCGAAUCCAAAAGAUGUGGAAAUGGAGCUGUACAUAACUCCACAAGACACCUUUGGAGUCAAUAGGGGAAACUGUGGUGAUAAACAAAAUUUCUAUACUCAGCAAUUUCCAGCAUAUUAUGACUUUCCUGGAAAUACUUACCAUUGCAUCGAUGAAAGAGAAGCAGCUUGUAGGAGAUUGCCAUCAAAAGAAGGUGCAGGAAGGAAUGAAAAUUCGCCAGUUGAAAGGGAUUAUGCAGGUUGGCAUUUUCAGAGGCCUCUUCACCACGCUGUUGUUGCACAAGAGGUGCAAGUCAGAAAAAUUGUCCAAGGUGCAGAUGCUGACAAAAUUAAUCAGUGUUGUGAUUUUGAAACUCUAACUCCUCAUUUAGGCAUAAAUGAAGAGGCUUGUCCUCAAGAGAUGGAGCCACCCAUUGCUGUUGAUCCUGGCCUGAUGAAUAUUAAACAGUUGACAACCAAAAAACUUGGUCUGCCUGUGACAUCAGAAUAUGAGGAGGACACAGUUAUACCAGAGAAAUUGAAUGAGUGUCUUGAUAAGGCAAUGACUGAGAUCUCUUCAUACCUAGAAACCAGCCAAAAGUUAGAUGUUGAAGCACCAUUUGAUGAAAGAGAGUCAAAAACAAAUGGUGGACAUGAAUCAAAAACAGAUAAAUCUUUGAACAGUAAGGGGUUGUUAAACAGAUUUUCUGAUGUGGACUCUCCACAGAAACUUGCCUCUGUAGAUCUUGCCUCAAAGCUUUACAGUAACAAUUACCACAAAGAAAAACCAUCUGAGGAUUCUUCCCUUUACAAAACACCUGAGCCUAAAGAAGAUGAUCAAGUUUUACCUCAUCAAGAAGUAAGUGCUGAAGAAACUGAGAGGGACGUUGUUGAUCAGCAACCAAAUGCCAAUUUCACAAAAAUGAAGACAAGAAGUGAGAGGAAGAAGGAUGGAGCCACGGCAGAGAAAGGAACACGGUCUAUCAGAAAGAAGAAGAUAUCAAGGUCCUUGGAUGUAACCAAUAGCCACUGCAGUCAGACCAAAGAGGAAUGUACGAGCCACAUUCAAAAUUCCUCCUGGAGGUCAGACCUACCUAAAUACCGAUACAACAUGUCCACCUUACAUUUGAGUGUCCCAGGUUUUGAUGAUUUCCUUAUAAACAGCAAAGGCAAUGGAUCAAAAUCUUUUUCAGAUAGGAUCAUGGAUGAUUCAACAAAGGGAAACCGUUUGGCAAGGCUUAUGUCUCAACAUGACACGGAAAAGGUCAAGCUACGCAUGACUUUAGAGCAAGAGUUGGUCCGGCUGUAUGGAGGCGUUGCUCGUAAAUCAGCUGGAUAUCAAAUACCGUUCAGUGCCUGUACGGUGAUCUCAUCACAGAUGCGAGCUCCUGGAAUAAAGCUUAGUGUAGAAAAGGAGCCGAAUAUAUCCAUUAAGCUAGAGGUGGACAAGAUUUUGAACAAGUUCAGCAGGCUUAAGACACAGAUACUGAACCGGCAUAAACGAGAAAUUGAGACGAUCUUCGCAUCAGAAAGCUUAUGGAGGGAAAAUAAAACUGAGGAUAGUACAUGUGUGACGAAAACUGGGAUGUACGUGAGCGAAGACUUUGACCUCCUGCCUCCCAAGUUUAGGGAUUAUUAUGAAGAGGUUUUGUGUGCCAUGGACUGAAUACAAACCAACCGGAGAACCGGAAAUAGUUGAAAGCUGUCAUCAUAGAAGGGAGACAGUUGCGCGGCUUUUUCGACGUACUAGAAUUAUGAACCGAAAACAAAAAAAUCCAACUAGAAAACAUAAACACAAAUAACAAAACUACCCUAUUCAUUUCUGUGUGCUUUACAUAUUUUACUCAGCCCGUUUUCCAUAAACUGUUUUCACUCGUCCAUAUUAUGAUACUUUCCCUCAAAGGGAAUGGUAAAGAUUUGUAAAGGAAACUGUCGUUGAACGUUUAAUAAGAUGAUAUAAUUGUAAAAAAUGUUUUUUUAA